UUUUGUGAGAGAAAGAGAAUUAAAAUAAAUACGUCGUUUCUAACAGAUCCAUCCAAAUUUAUACAAUAUCGGAGCGCACAUGCAACGAAUACAAUCAUAAAUUUUGUUCCUCAACAAGAAGCAUGGGUUGUUGAACGAAUGGGUCGAUUUCACAAAAUAUUGGAACCGGGUUUUAAUAUUUUAAUUCCACUCUUGGAUCGCAUCAAAUACGUGCAAAGCCUAAAAGAAAUAGCCAUAGAAAUUCCACAUCAAAGUGCCAUUACAAUUGAUAAUGUUCAGCUACAACUUGAUGGAGUAUUGUAUCUAAGAGUGGUCGAUCCAUAUAAGGCAUCGUAUGGCGUUGACGAUCCAGAAUUCGCGAUAACACAACUCGCUCAAACAACAAUGCGUUCUGAAGUAGGCAAAAUUAAUUUAGAUACAAUAUUUAAGGAACGCGAACAACUGAAUAUUUGUAUAGUUGAUGCUAUAAAUAAAGCAGCUGAACCAUGGGGUCUUCAGUGUAUGCGUUAUGAAAUUAGAGAUAUGACAAUGCCUGCGAAAAUCCAGGAAGCUAUGCAGAUGCAAGUUGAAGCUGAACGUCGUAAGCGUGCUGCGAUUUUGGAAUCAGAAGGGAAAAGAGAAGCCUCGAUUAAUGUGGCUGAAGGUGAAAAACGUGCCCGAAUUUUGGCUUCUGAAGCUGCUAAACAGCAACAAAUUAAUGAGGCCAUUGGCGAAGCAGAAGCUAUUCUAGCUCGUGCCAAAGCUCGUGCAGAAGGCAUCAAAAAGGUUUCGGAUGCUCUUAAAGAUCAGCAAGGCAAUGAUGCUGCAGCACUUAACGUUGCUGAACAAUAUGUUAAAGCAUUCAGUAAUCUAGCAAAAGAAGGUAAUUCUAUAAUUGUGCCAUCAAAUAUAUCGGAUGCGAGUAGUAUGGUUGCGCAAGCUUUAACUAUAUAUAAACAGUUAAUAGAAAAGAAGACGUAA
Messenger RNA from Dracunculus medinensis (Guinea worm), 960 nucleotides. NCBI's taxonomy places the organism in Eukaryota, Metazoa, Nematoda, Chromadorea, Rhabditida, Dracunculidae. The record is from the annotation of a GenBank genome assembly.